Ostrea edulis (European flat oyster) is the source of this 1356-nucleotide messenger RNA. Its product is annotated as RRP15-like protein. The transcript is spliced from 5 exons. Bases 118 to 936 code for a protein of 272 amino acids. Gene Ontology annotation, cellular component: preribosome, large subunit precursor. The record is from RefSeq and is a predicted model, not a curated record. Gene Ontology annotation, biological process: maturation of 5.8S rRNA; maturation of LSU-rRNA. NCBI's taxonomy places the organism in Eukaryota, Metazoa, Mollusca, Bivalvia, Ostreida, Ostreidae.
UGAUAUUGAUAUUUUUUUUCCAUUUUGCACCGUCGUAAUUGUAAUGUUUAUUUCAAGUUUGUUGAUGAAUUCGUUUUGUGUAAAUUGAAUUUCGAAUAUAUUAGGACCCUUACUUUCAUGUUCAUUUUCAGUUUAAAGAUGACAGAGGUACACGUGUUGCACCAAUCUGAUGAUUCUGAUGAGAGUGCUUCGGUGACCAGUGCAUCUGAUCAAGAAUUCAGCGAAGCUGAGGAAAAGUCCAACAAUAACAUGGAGAAAACUGAAGAGGAGGUUGAUGAUGAUGGUGGUGGUGAUGAUGAUGAUGAUGGUGGUGAUGAUGAUGACGAUGAUGAUGAUGAUGAUGAUGGAAGUGAUAAUAUACUCGCCAAGUCAGAUGAUAGACUCAGUGACACUGAAACUGCAGAGGAUACAAAAGCAGGGCUUGCAGAUGCCAUGGCAAAAAUUCUUAAAAAGCAGAUUCCAGAACAUCAACAAAUUAUUCUUGCAAAAGGAACCACUGACAAGGAGUUAACCAGAAAGCGACAAAAUGUAGAUGAUCAGAGCAGAGAAUCACAUGUUUCUCAACAAAAGAAAAAACUCUGGGAAGACAUGGGCCGCUCUAAACCCAGCCCAGUGGACAGAGAGAGAGAAAGGAAGCUUCAGCGUAUAGCACAAAGGGGUGUUGUGCAGCUCUUCAAUGCAGUAAGGAAACAACAGAAAGUGUUGGACGAAAAAAUGAAAGAAGCAGGGUCAUCUGAACACAGAAAAGAUCGAGUAGAAAAGUCAAUGACAAAAGGCAAAUUCCUGGAUAUUCUGAAGAGUGCAGAGAAUAAACCAGAACAGAUUGAAACCAAGAAGGAAGAAAAAUGGAGUGCAUUAAGAGAGGAUUUCAUGAUGGGGGCUAAAAUGAAGGACUGGGAUAAAGAGAGUGACGGUGAUGAUGCUGAGGACACAUGAAAAGAAAGCAGGACGUUCAAAGUUUCGUAAUUAAACCAACUUCACAUCAUUUCAGGACUGGAGGAGAAACAGCAUCAAAAUUAUUUACUCCAAGCUGUCAGGCCAACUUUGGCACUUUUCACACGAGAGAUGAUCUGGGACAAAUUUUGUUUCCUAUAGUGUGAUACUGAGCUACUUCAUAUCGACAAUAAAAAUUCCUUGUGUAAGAUUUACAUGCUGCUGCAGCUGAUCAUCUCUUGUUGUCUUCAUAGCACAAGGAAAACUCAUUCUUAUAGUUUAUUAUGCCCUUGAUUUGUAUAUAUAAAUGUACCUGUUUCUAUAACAAGGGUUACAACAUUCUACAUGGUCAAGCAAAACAAAUGUGAAAUAUUUAUAAUUUGUUGACAGAUUUUACAAAUACAUGUAUUGAAUGGACAUUUA